AUGCUUAGGGCUCCGCCCUUGAGUUUCUGCCUAGCAGUGCAGCCCUCAGGCCACGUCGACAGCCAUCCAGGCCUUCAACCCUCAGAGAGGGCUAAAGAAGCUGCAUUAAUGGUGGGUAAAAAAAGAAUCACUCUAACCUCCUGCUACUAUUAUAAAGAAAAAAGUAAGGUGUGGGUUGGGGCUGGUCAAAUCUACGACCACACCUUUCAAGGGGAUCACAAAAAGGCUCCACCUGGAAUGCUGUUUACUACUACUAAGCGGAAUGCUGUAGCCUCGAGUUGGAUAAUAUGCAAAACAAGUUGGCAAGAUGGAGCAAAUGCGAUAACUUGCCUUCACUCAGUAAUGCCAGACCUCGUCUUGCAGUUUUGUGGCAUUAACCUCACCACUGGCUCUGGCAAGUCUGACGGCCAGCACAUUCGCUCUUCUCCCUCACACGUCCUUCAAAUGGGCCAAAAUUUUCACGAACUAUUGAGACAGCCUAAAAGAAACACCGGCCGAUGGUUCAAUGUUGGCCGAAAUUCCGAAGACCGAAACGGCGAUGCCCAUCAGACGUGGCCACCAGCGAAGACAACUGGACGCGACGUUUAA
Molecule: messenger RNA, 588 nt
Organism: Hydatigera taeniaeformis
Lineage: Eukaryota; Metazoa; Platyhelminthes; Cestoda; Cyclophyllidea; Taeniidae
Source: the annotation of a GenBank genome assembly